AUGGGGAGGUGUGAGAAGGAGGAGCUGGAACUUUUUGCUAGCCAGACAGAUUUUGCUACGGGGAAAUACGAGAAAGAAACGGAAGAACCCACAUUGCCCCUUAAGAGCAUCAUGUGGCAGCCACCCUCACGACAUAUGAUCAAGGUGAAUUGGGACACUGCUGUCUCCAAGAAAAACGGAUGUGUGGGUUGGGGAUCAUUGCUAGAGAUUUUAUGGAAAAGUUUCCAAUCUGCAAGAAUUCCCACUUCUGCAAUUGAGUCAGAUCGCUUGACGUUGCUUGACUUGAAGAAACGGAUUAGUGAAGACCCACUUCAAAUCAUGAGCUCAUGGAAUGACUCCACCCAUUUCUGUAAUUGGUUUGGUGUCACAUGCAACCCCUCCACUAAAAGAGUCAUCAUUCUGAACCUGCAAGCUCAAAGAUUGGCUGGCACCUUAACACCUUCUAUGGGAAAUCUUACUUACCUUACUGGAAUCAUCCUAGGAAACAACAGCUUCUAUGGUGAAAUUCCUCAGGAAUUGGGAAGGCUAGGACGCCUGCAGAAUCUCAACUUGAGCAGGAAUUCCUUUGGUGGGAACCUUCCAAGUAAUCUAAGUCAUUGUACACAACUUAGAGUACUUGAUGCGAACAACCUUACAGGAAGUAUCCCAACGUGGAUAGGAAACUUUUCUUCUUUGUUUGUUCUUUCCCUUAUCCAGAACAAUCUACAAGGGAGCAUACCUAGUGAGCUUGGCCGACUAUCAGGCUUGGGAUUUUUUAGUCUUGCUAUGAAUAAUCUGUCUGGUACUAUCUCUCCUCUGAUUUAUAAUAUAUCUUCCAUAUACCAUUUCUCUGUUAUUCAAAACCAACUGCAUGGAAGCCUUCCACCAGAUGUUGGCCUUACUCUUCCUAACCUUGAAUUAUUUGCCGGUGGUGUUAAUAGCUUCACAGGACCUAUUCCCGUGUCAUUGUCAAAUGCUUCUAGACUUAAGGAACUUAAAUUCAGUUAUAAUGAUCUCACUGGGACGGUGCCUCAAAAUCUAGCAAGUUUGCAAGGCUUGGUUAAACUUAAUUUCUUUCACAAUAGACUUGGAAAUGGGAAAGUUGGUGACCUGAAUUUUCUCGAUUUUUUGGCUAACUGUACUAGUUUGAAGGUCUUGCGUCUUGGUUAUAAUCAACUUGGUGGAGUACUACCCAGCUCCAUAGCCAACCUUUCCUCCCAGCUGAAUUUGCUUACUUUGGGUGGAAAUAUAAUACAUGGAGGAAUACCCAUUGGGAUUGGAAACCUUGUUAACUUGACCAGUCUGGGAUUAGAAAGCAACUAUUUGGGUGGUCAUCUCCCGAAUGCUCUUGGGAAGCUGCAGCAGUUAAGGAUACUAGGUUUGAACAAGAACAAUUUUUUAGGGCCGAUCCCUUUCUCCUUAGGUAACUUAACUAAAUUGACAAUACUCCAUAUGAAUACAAACAGAUUUGAAGGAAGUAUACCCCCAAGCCUAGGAAACUGCCAAAAUUUGCUUCAUCUAACCCUUGAUAGUAACAAUCUCAAUGGUACAAUACCAAAAGAGGUUAUUGGUCUUUCUUCCCUUUCGAUUUCUUUGGACAUGUCUCAUAAUUUUUUGACAGGAACACUACCAUUUGAAGUGAGUAACUUAAAAAAUCUUGCAAAUUUAGAUCUCUCGAAGAAUAAAUUAACUGGUGAAAUUCCUACUUCCCUUGGUAGUUGUACUAGUUUGGUGAGUUUGCAUUUGGAGGAUAAUGCCUUUGAAGGAGUAAUUCCUACAUCUUUGAAGACACUAAGAGGUUUAGAAGAAAUUGAUCUUUCUCACAAUAACUUGUCAGGACAGAUUCCUGAAUUUCUUGGCAAGUUUUUGUCACUUAAGCAUCUCAAUCUUUCUCAUAAUAAUCUCGAGGGAAAAGUGCCAAGUGAAUGGAUUUUUUCAAAUGUAAGUGCUAUUUCAAUCUUUGGAAAUGACAAGUUGUGUGGUGGUAUCCCAGAAUUACUUUUACCAAAAUGCUACACAAAGAGUCCACGCUCAUUCGUGAAACACCUUGCACUCAAAGUAGUAAUUCUUCUCAUAUUGGUACUUGCUCUAUUGUGUUUUUUCCUCACAUGUUGUAUGGUUAAAAAAUGGAGAAAGAGGCCUUUGGCCACAUCUUCCUUAAAGGAUUGGCGAUUAGCAUCUAUAUCUUACGCAGAACUCCAUGCAUCAACUAAUGGUUUCUCUGUAGACAAUUUGAUCGGUUCUGGUAGUUUUGGUUCUGUAUACAAAGGAGUUCUUUCUAGCAAUGGAGCAAUUGUUGCAGUUAAAGUGUUAAACCUUCAACUGCGAGGUGCUUCCAAGAGUUUCAUAAAUGAAUGUAAUGCUUUGAGAAGUUUACGCCAUCGUAAUCUUUGUAAGAUUAUAACUGCUUGCUCAAGCAUUGAUCAUCAAGGGAAUGACUUUAAGAGCCUAGUUUUUGAGUUUAUGUCUAAUGGAAGCCUAGACCAAUGGUUGCAUCCUAUAGAGGAUGAGCAACAUCGAUGCAAGAGAUUGAGCUUUAUUCAGAGAUUGACAAUUGCCACAGAUAUUGCUUAUGCAUUGGAAUAUCUUCAUCUCCAUUGCCACAUGCCGAUUGUUCACUGCGAUGUAAAGCCAAGCAAUGUCCUCCUCAAUGAGGAUAUGGUAGCCCAUGUUGGCGACUUUGGAUUAGCAAAGUUUGUCUUUGAAGCAUCACAUAAUCUCUCCAAAAAUCAAUCUAUGCCAGACUGCUUGUCAAGUGUGCUGAAGGGUUCCUUUGGGUACAUUCCUCCAGAGUAUGGGAUGGGUGGCCAAGUUUCCGUACUUGGAGACAUUUACAGCUAUGGGGUACUCUUGCUCGAGAUGUUCAUUGGGAAAAGACCUACCGAUGACAUGUUCAAAGAUGGUUUGAGCAUUCACAUGUUUACUGCAAUGGCUUUGCCAGAACGUGUCAUGGAUAUAGUAGACUCGUCAAUGCCCCUUGAAGAAGAUGAAGAAGCUGCUCAUGAUGAGACAAAUAACGAUGGCAUAGAAGAAAGCGCAAUAAUUGAAGAAGUUGAUUGUCAUUUCAAUGUCAAAAGCAGAGUAGAGGAUUACUUGGUCUCAGUUUUGCAGAUUGGAUUGCUAUGCUCUACAACAUCACCUUGUGAGCGGAUGCCCACAAAUGACGUUGUCUCCAAACUAAGUGCAAUUAGAGACGCAUUUCUUAGAUUUAAGAAUGAGAUCAGACUCCAAUUCGCCGACUAUGAGCAGCAUAUGCUGAAGACUUCCAACGUGGAGGAGGAAGGCCAGUACCCAUAG
Messenger RNA from Corylus avellana, 3276 nucleotides. The record is from RefSeq and is a predicted model, not a curated record. Lineage: Eukaryota; Viridiplantae; Streptophyta; Magnoliopsida; Fagales; Betulaceae.